This is a messenger RNA of Penicilliopsis zonata CBS 506.65, 3111 nucleotides long. RefSeq lists its product as hypothetical. Gene Ontology annotation, biological process: DNA-templated transcription; positive regulation of transcription by RNA polymerase II. Gene Ontology annotation, molecular function: sequence-specific DNA binding; DNA-binding transcription factor activity, RNA polymerase II-specific; zinc ion binding. The transcript is spliced from 4 exons. The coding region runs from base 486 to 2933 and encodes 815 amino acids. The record is from RefSeq and is a predicted model, not a curated record. NCBI's taxonomy places the organism in Eukaryota, Fungi, Ascomycota, Eurotiomycetes, Eurotiales, Aspergillaceae.
CUCUACAGUGAGUAUCUACCAACUACUCCGUGACUAUUUCCGAACCCUCGUUUCUAACCGUCCAUUCCUCUCCAGUGGUGGGCCGUGCAGAUCCCAUCCUUUUUCUCCACCCGGGUCUCUCUUCCUCGCUCUGCUCAAAGCGCGACACGCUCGCUCCCUGCCGCCAGGGCCACCAAACAGCAGCCUCUUUGUGCAUGGCGCCGACCGUUCACACGCGUGGUCUAGACCAUCGGCGAUAAAUUUCGAGCGUCUUCCCUUCCCUGCCGUCGAGGACCCCGAGUUGCUCUGCUCUCUUUCGGCCGAUCGAUCACAUGAGGUGGGGUGUGAAUAAUUGGAUAACUGUUUGAAGGAGCAGAAGGAUCAUGUCGACCGAUUGUAUGAUCAACCUAUCAAUGCAUGCCUCUGCGAUCCUUGACUGUGAGAAGAUCUGGCCUGUGUGAAUUGGGCGAGAGGUUAUUUCCUGUCGACCAGCGCUUGAGGCCGUGAUGGCAGCAGAAUCUCUUCGGCGGUCCUCUGUUGUUGGCGAUCCGCUGGAAUCGUUGCAAGACGUUCCGGAUGGUAGGAUCGCUCACACGUUGACUGCCUGUACACGAUGCAGACAGCGCAAAUCGAGAUGUGAUCCUGGAAUCCCCCGCUGUGCACCCUGCGAACGAAGCAACGCCAAAUGCGUCUACUAUGAUUCUACUCGGAACUGCACAGUCUCCCGAACAUAUAUUGUUUCCCUUCGAGAAAAGGCCCGCCGGUUGGAGAAAGAGCUGGAAGAGGCAGAGAAGGGAAUCCAGCAUGCUGCCGACGCAGAGCUCAUGGUUCGUGGUGCGGGCCGGAUCCGCUUCAGUGUGAAUGAUGAGCCUCGCUAUCUUGGUCCGUCGAGCGGCAUUGCCAUGACACGGUUGGUCAUGGAGAUGGCCAAAUUGAAUACCGACUCCAAAAGUAUCAAAGAGGUGGUUCCCGAGUCUACGGCAUAUGAAAUCAAAGAAGCCUUCGAGCAGGAGAGCUCCAAGCCUACGUCCAAGGUCUACCCGAUGAUCAGCUCAAUCCCACAGUCGACGCUUCCGCCGCGGAAUCUAACGAACCGUCUCAUCGAUAUAUUUGUGGUUAAAGCCCAGGCAAUGCUCCCAACUCUCCACGAGCCGUCGUUCCGAGGGGAUGUGGAGGAGGUGUUUAACGGCUCUGAAGAUCCGUGUCAGAAUUUCCAACUUCGCAUGGUCAUCGCCAUCAGCAUGCAGAAACUGAGCAGCGAAUAUGCGGGGCUGGCAGAUAGCUACUAUCUCGCUGCCCUGCCCUAUUUAGAGGCUUCCCUCCGACGGAAGGACCUGAGGGCUUUGCAAUGCCUAGUCCUUAUCGCGCAAUACUCGAUGCUGACCCCGACAAGAACCGCCGCCUACUGGGUUGUGGGGACUGCUAUCAAAUUGUGUCAGGACCUGCAGUUGACUGAGGAAUCCACCAUUACUAAAUCACUCACUGGUGAGACAUUAAAUCCCUUGGAGAUUGAUAUGCGAAGGAGACUCUUUUGGAUCGUGACCGGCAUGGAGUUUGGACUUUCACAUAGUCUCGGUCGACCUUGUUCUCUAUCUGUCAGCUGUGACCAUAUGGACGUGGGCUACUUCGAACUGGUCGAUGAUAAGUUCAUUACCGCAGACGGAGUUGUUCCGGGUAGCAAACCAAUUUUGGGCAAAUGUAUCGCUAUACAUUUUCUCAAGAUGCGCUUGCUGCAAGCAGAGAUCAGGCGGAUGCUUUAUCUGAAUAAGCGUGAAACCCCGGUGGAUGAUCAAGAUCCUUGGUUUGCUCAAAUGCUAGCCAAACUAGAUCACUGGGUUGCCUCUUGCCCCAAGAAUGAUGGAGGAAGUGGCUUGAGUGAGCAGUGGUUCUAUGGUAGGAAAAACACAAUGAUCGUUCUUCUCUAUCGGCCUUCUCCACAAGUGCCCCAGCCCUCGGUCCAUGCGGCAGAGAAAUGCUACGAAGCGUCUGUGUACAAUGUUGCAAUGCAACGAGAGCAAAUCAGGGCUGGUUCGGUUGACAUCAGCUGGAUCUUCACCCAGACCAUGUUCAUGGCCUUGAAUACGAUAUUGUGGUCUCUUUCAUACCCUGAGAUUCGAAAAGAACACCCCCUUGAUGAAGUGCAGGAUUAUCUCAAUGUAGCAGUUGAGGUGAUCGCAUAUACAGCUGACAGGUGGCCUGGAGUUGAAUCCGCUGUGCGCCUCUAUACAAAUCUCAUCGCCGCCUGCCUUCGGGCCUACGGUAGCGAUGAAUCCUACGUUGUCCAUUCACCCUCAAAUUAUCCCACCCCGUCCUCUUCUCAAGAUUUGACGACCCCGCCAGCCAUGUCGAGCCCUUCGAGUACCACCACGACAUCAUUCUUCUCACAGAACCAUCAUACCGGGAAUCUGCCGGUUCAUGAAAGCAAUGACAUUAAACCAGUAAACCCUCCUACCGGAUCGGCCCUUUUCUUCCAACAACCCUUGAUACCCGGGUCUGUCUCCAGCAAACCCUCGGAGCCCAAACAUUAUCCAUCAUGGGAUUCGCAAUGUUCCUCCCAAGCACAUCCACCUCCCUCACUCCCCUCCCAUACCACCCAGCCGUACAGCGCAGGUGUUGUCAGCUUUCAAGAUGAGUUGAUCGACCCGAACACACCCUAUAAUGCAUUCCCUUCCGUUGUGCCUGGUUUGCAGGGCUGGGAUCCCAAUUUUUCUCUUGCUUCCACAACAUCAAGCCACCUUGCCUAUGUCGACGCUAUGGUCGAUCCGAUGGGAUGGAUGGGCUCAAUUGGGGACCAGUACUCACAGUACUUCCAUGAGCCUUAUCCUGUGCCUUCGUGGCGUGGCCGGACACUCAGCCAACAGGAACAGAUCGAGCUGAUGGCAUCGCUGGAGGACAACCUCCCUGAUGUCUCCUCUCAGCUGGUGAGGGAGUCGGCUACUUUCUACCAAAGAUGAUAGCAACCCUUUUUAAUAUACCUUCAUAUUAGCUUAAUGAACGAAUGCCAUCGUUUUUUUUUCCCUUCAGGAAUACGUCCGUUGCACAUCUUGUACUAUGAGAUUCGUUACAUUCAGCAUAGAUACCAUUCCAUAAAGACAGGCUAAUUGUUUUUCCACAACGGAGACUGGGGGGGGG